Rubroshorea leprosula is the source of this 866-nucleotide messenger RNA. The record is from the annotation of a GenBank genome assembly. NCBI's taxonomy places the organism in Eukaryota, Viridiplantae, Streptophyta, Magnoliopsida, Malvales, Dipterocarpaceae.
AGGAGAUCUCGGCUUUGCUGUUUAGUAUAUUCGAGAUUAGUUUCCAUGUUAUGUGAUGAAACCCAAAUUUGGGUUUGAAAGAGGAAGAAGGAAGGAGAAGAGAGAGAGAGAGAAAGAAUAAGAAGGAAGAAGGAUGAGCAAGGAAAGGAAAGGAGGAAGAAGAUGAAGUUUGCGAGAGAACCCAGAUCUGGGUUUGCAGAGGCAAGGGAAAAGGAAAGUCCUCCUCCUCGAUUGGAUGGUGUUUCAAUGCGUCACCGAGUUGAAAACCUUCCUGAUGUGUUGUUUGGGAAACCCUUUGAAAACCAAAUAAUUAAGGGUUUUGGGAACAUCCAUAAUUGGGUGAAAAGGUUAUUUGGGAUGAAAAGUUAUGAUUGUCAUGUUUUCAUGCAACGACUAAUUCCAGUUGCUUUUCGUGGUUUAUUGCCAUCUGCUAUUUGGGGUCCUUUGAUCGACAUUAGUAACUUCUUUCGUUCACUUUGUUCCUCGGUCAUUAAAGUUACUGAGAUGCAGAAGUGGGAGGCAAAGAUUGUUGAAAUAAUUUCCAAAGUUGGUGGUCCUGUUCAAUUUCGUUGGAUGUACCCAUUUAAAAGGCGCAUGCGCAAACUUAAGAGUACCAUAGGGAAUAAAAAUCAUGUUGAGGCAUCAAUUGUUGAGGCAUUUAUAUUAUACGAGAUAUCCCACUUUUGCUCUCGUUAUUUUGGGGAUGAUGUUGAGACAAGUUGGAAUCAGCCUCCAAGGAACUAUGGUGGCAUUGGAACCAAUGUCCCAAGAGGUUGAUGUUUGGGUAACUAAAUUUGAGGAAGAAGUUGGUGCAAAUUUGUCACAUGAACAACUACAAAGAUUGCGAACAAAUAAUUUAGUUCAAU